Messenger RNA from Cyclopterus lumpus (lumpfish), 2751 nucleotides. It is a transcript of the gene vsnl1a, whose product is annotated as visinin-like 1a. Gene Ontology annotation, molecular function: calcium ion binding. The record is from RefSeq and is a predicted model, not a curated record. Lineage: Eukaryota; Metazoa; Chordata; Actinopteri; Perciformes; Cyclopteridae. Bases 241 to 816 code for a protein of 191 amino acids. The transcript is spliced from 4 exons.
AGCAGUGUGUGUUUAGCAGCAUCAUCCUCCGGACCCGCACCGCUCACCUCCAGUCGAGGCUGACAGAAAGAACCCCCAUAGCAUAACACAGAAGUAUUCGGCUACCAGCGGCUCGACAGACGGGAAGAUUCAGACCUUUGAACCGCUUCUUUCUCCCGUCCUCGCUGGGUUGUUUUUUCUGACCACCCCAGACACCAGACCGGACUUCUCCUGUUCACUCCGCACUCUCGCAAAGGCAAAAUGGGGAAACAGAACAGCAAGCUGACCCCUGAAGUGAUGGAGGACCUGGUGAAGAGCACAGAGUUUAACGAACAUGAGCUGAAGCAGUGGUAUAAGGGUUUCCUGAAGGACUGUCCCACCGGCCGCCUCAACCUGGAGGAGUUCCAGCAGCUGUAUGUUAAGUUCUUCCCGUACGGCGACGCGUCCAAGUUCGCCCAGCACGCCUUCAGGACCUUCGACAAGAACAGCGACGGCACCAUCGACUUCAGAGAGUUCAUCUGCGCGCUGUCCAUCACGUCGCGGGGCAGCUUCGAGCAGAAGCUCAACUGGGCCUUCAACAUGUACGACCUGGACGGAGACGGCAAGAUCACGCGGGUGGAGAUGCUGGAGAUCAUCCAGGCGAUCUACAAGAUGGUGGGCACGGUGAUCAUGAUGAAGAUGAACGAGGAUGGCCUGACGCCCGAGCAGAGGGUGGACAAGAUCUUCUCCAAGAUGGACAAGAACAACGACGACCAGAUCUCGCUGGACGAGUUCAAGGAGGCGGCCAAGAGCGACCCGUCCAUCGUACUACUGCUGCAGUGCGACCUCCAGAAAUAGGGCGGCAGGGCGAGCACAGCGCCCCGUCCGCCGCCCCGGACUGCACAGAAAGAAUUUCAUGUUCCAUUCAGUUUGCAGCUAUUUCCACUGAAAAAAAAAUUAUAAUAUAUAUAUAUAUAUAUGCUUGGACUACCUUUCAAUGGAUCUGCUUCUUGUGUUUGAAACACUUGUGUGCAUGAGAAUGUUAUUUGCUAUAAAAAAAAAGAUCUCCACACAACAUACAGUGCAGUGUGCGGGUGCACGCCGCAAACACACACACACACACACACACAGAAAAUAUAUAGAGAAAUAGAAAUAUGAACAUAUAUUUAAAUUAUUUAAGAGAUCAACUGCCAAAAUGUGAAGUGUGCAAAGUAUUUUCCAUACGGUCUCAUUCUACCGGAGCUUGUGCAUCAGUGAUGUGCUACGUUGAAUUCGCCGCUACUCUAUUUAUUGUUCCGAGUUUACUGACGCUAGCUGUGUGUGUUUCAUCAUACCGAGUAAUAUCAACUGAACCAAAUUCCUACGAUGAUGUAUCUGCCUCCAAUAAGGCCCUCUGUCCGUCGUCUCCAACGCUUGCUCUUGGGAGAGACGGAUGAGCGUUGGUUGUCCAGCGUUUCCUUCCAGAACCUGCUUGUGCUGUCAGUAAAAAGAUGUAAACGUAGUUCAUUUGCAUGCCUUUAGGUUAAAAAAAUCUCCUCGUUUUGCAUCCUGUGACCGAAAACAGAAAGCCUUAUCGAAGCAGCGCGCUCACGCUCGGGAGAAUCCGUGAGGAAAGACUUUCACCUGAACAGGGAGGGGCAGAAACAGCCAACCGUCACACUGCAGGGGGUCCUUCGUGUGGGGCGUCGAGGCGUCUUCUCUUGACUGCUUUAACUGUGGCAGCAUGUUUCCUUGUAGAUUAGCUGUAGUGUGUGUCGCUAAGAACUAAAACCCUGCCCCCUCCCCGUGCACUUAAACACAACCUCGUUACUAACGAGCAGAUGCUGAAUGUAGAAGAAUCCGUCAUUUUGAAACUGCAUCAGAGAUUUGAAAGAGAGAGCUUAGCUGAUAGUUAGUGAAGCACGGUGAGACAAGGAUGCCCUGCAGGACGACUGAAGCUUCCCUCGGCUGCAGUGCGAUCAGAAGAGCUCGGCAUCCGUCUGUAGUUCGAGAGCAUUGUUAUCAGACUUGGUUACAACCCACGUGUCACCACCGCAUCCACUUCUUCCCCGACUGGCCUGCAGGUUGCAUAUCAACAUACGAUUCAUUCAGAGGUUUUUUUUCUGAGCGGCAAAGGAGAGAUUAGGCCCGCGCAGCAUUUCUUGUUCGUCUUUUUCAGUGGAAGUAAAUGAGUGCUGAAGCAGUGGAUGGUUCUUUUCAUUAGUGACCGUGGAGGACAGCCCUUACUGUAAAGCCAUGCGUUUAGUAGUUUGGACCAUUCGCCCCUUUUCCGGAACCCCUCCCAAGUAUUUCUCUUUCCAAUCAGUCGGUCUUUUUGUACUUUUUUACUCCCUUCGCUCACAUUGUACACGUACUGGUGCAUUCCAAAUGUAGAGAAGUUCAGUGGAGCUGUGAAACCAUUCUGGAAAGAAACCUGUGAGCCCACUUACACAAGCUUAGCUGCCCCGUCUCCGACCUGCGUCCACACGACCAGUGUUUUAGGAGCUGAAGGAGGCGUGACUCGUCACCAUACACACAGAACCGCAAUAAAGAUUCAGCAUACCGGUCCAUCGCCAUGUCUCAGUGUGGCUCGUCCCCCCCUCACUUUGUGAUCUGAACUUCUUUACGUGAACAUCUUUGGCCGGACAAUGUUUCUAAUCCCACCUCUGUUACUAUUACUGCUAUCGAGAUACCAAAUGUAACCAAUGGCAAAUGUGUACAAGGAUUCUUUUGUAGCAUGUAUUGUGUCCCUGACGACAUGGCUGCACUACUCCCUGUGUUGUGAUUUAAUCUAAUAAAAUUAACUCUAUGGGC